AUGGUCAACUUCAAGUGGUCCUCUCUCGCCCUGCUCGCUCUCCGCGCUGUCUCUGUCUUUGCGCAAGAAGAGGCUUUCGGCGAUGAUGCGACCACGGUUCCCGUCUCGCAGCCCGAGCUGAAGGCUGAUGUCCAGACCACCUUCCCCGAUGCCGACAUCUUCGGUGUCAAGCUCGUGAACGGCAAGGUCACCAGGGCUCUUAUCGACAUCACCAACCAGGAGGAGGGCCCCAUCCAGGUCGCCUUCGUUGGCGGUGCCCUCAAGACCACUCGUCCCCUGCCCGAGGACGCGCCUCUCUACACUUCGAUUGUGCGCAACUUGACCGCCACUCGCUUCCAGACCGAGAUCCCGGCUGGCGAGAAGCAGACUCUUCCCUACAACUUUGUCUUGGAUAUGAUGCCUCAGGAUGUCGUUGUCGAGCUUAUUGCCGUCAUCACCAACCCCGCCGGCGAAAUUUUUGAGAUCCAGCUGCACAACGGUCCCGCCGCCAUUGUUGAGGCCCCCACCAGCAUCUUCGACCCCCAGAUCAUCUUCCUCUACCUCUUCCUCACCGGUGUCUUCGGCGCUACCCUUUACUUCGUCUACAAGACCUGGAUCGAGGCUCUCUUCCCCCAGGCUGUCAAGAAGACCAAGGCCCCCAAGAAGGUCAAGAAGGUCGAGGUCUCCGAGCCCCUGUCUGGUUCUGAGUCGGCCGGUGCCACCUCUGGCGGCGAGAAGAACUUUGACGAGAGCUGGAUCCCCUCGCACCAUCUUAACCGUCCCGUUGCCCGCCGCGUCAAGAGCGGUGCCAGCGCCAAGUCUAAGAAGGGCGAUCUAUGA
Messenger RNA from Sordaria macrospora k-hell, 819 nucleotides. RefSeq lists its product as uncharacterized. Gene Ontology annotation, cellular component: endoplasmic reticulum membrane; endoplasmic reticulum. The record is from RefSeq and is a predicted model, not a curated record. Lineage: Eukaryota; Fungi; Ascomycota; Sordariomycetes; Sordariales; Sordariaceae.